Molecule: messenger RNA, 843 nt
Organism: Megalops cyprinoides (Indo-Pacific tarpon)
Lineage: Eukaryota; Metazoa; Chordata; Actinopteri; Elopiformes; Megalopidae
Exons: 5
Coding region: 1-843 (280 amino acids)
Source: RefSeq, a predicted model, not a curated record
AUGUUAUGCAGCAUCCUGACCUCAUCCUGGCUCCAGAUGUGUAGGAGGCUGAAGGAGGACCUACAAAGGAAGGCAUUGGUCCAUUACAGGAGCCGGCAGAGCUCUUUGCAGGAGACUGUCAAUAACGAAUCGCCAGCCCUGAUCACAUUCUUCCAGACACCGAGCAGGAGGAAGGUGGUGGUGGAUCCAGACGGUAACAGUUUUCAGGAUGGAAUUACACAAACAGAUAAAGAAGUGAAUGUUUUGGAGGGUAGCAAUGUUACACUGUCAUGCAACUACAGUGGUACUGCUUACAGCCUACAGUGGUAUCGCCAACACCCCGGAUCAAAACUAGAAUUCCUCCUUCUCAUCUUGGAAAGCAGUAAGAAAGUACAGGAAGCAAAACCUCCACAUCCCCGGUUAUCUGUUGAGCUUGACAAACAGAACAGACAUGUGCAUCUGGAGCUGAGCUCUGCUGAAGUGACAGACUCUGCACUGUAUUACUGUGCCCUGGAGCCCACAGUGACAGGAAACCCAAACACUCUAGCUGAAGACAAAGUGACUCAGUCCACAGGAGAUGUAAUUGCUUUUGAAGGAGGAUCGGUGACACUUGGUUGUAAUUUCAGCACAAGUGAUAAAGAAAACGCAUAUCUCUUCUGGUACAUACAGGACCUAAAUAGCUUUCCGAAAUAUAUACUGAGACGGUGGAAAUCAGAAAGACUAAAUGAAAAUGCACCUGGGUUUGGAGAGAGAUUUCAAGCUCAUCUGAACACAAAAACAAACAGUGUCCCCUUAACAAUACAGAAGCUGCAGCUGUCUGACUCUGCUGUGUAUUACUGUAUUGCAGGGCUGAAGACACAGUGA